UCUAGCUCUUCCAAAAACUUUUUAUUUACACCACAAUUUCAACAAAAAAGCACCAAAUGGCACCAGCAGGCAAGCGUAAGGCGCCGUCGUUCAAGGUGGCAGACAAGCGGGAAGCCAAGAAGGCGGCCAAACACGAAGAGUCCGAUGAGGAUCGGUUCGCUAUGAGUUCGGACGAAAGCUCGGAAUCUUCGGCAGAGUCUGGGCAGGAGGAAGAGGAGGAAGAGCAUGAGGACAUGUCGGCAGAGCGCGCGAGCAAACAAGAGACGCAUCCCAGCAAGGACAAGGUUUCGAAGGUGACAGGAGCGGAGCGAUCAUUGCUGUUCAAGACGAACCUGUUCAAGCUGCAGAUCGAGGAGCUGUUGCAGGAGAGCCGGGUGCAGGCGAGCAGCAAGGCGACGCGGGGACUGGACGCAGCGCUGCGGCAGUUGCGUGACGUAGUGGUAGGGCUGGAUUCGGUUCCGGAGCAGUCGGUGGAUGCGGCAGUGAACUACGUGUAUAACCAGAGCAAGCGGGUGAUGGCAGAUGGGCGCGGCAUCGACGUGCCGUUCCCGGACCCGGCGCCGCCUGUGGGCAUGGCGAUGAAGCUUGGGUUUGCGGCUCCGCAGGCAGUCCAUGUGGGAUUCAAUGUCGAUGUGGCGGUGCAGAUGCCGAGCGAGCUUUUGCAGGAGCGCGAUUAUGUGAACAUGCGGUACGUGUACAAGCGGGCAUUCUACGUGGCGGUGCUGUUGAUCGGGAUCAGGCAGUCGGCGCUGGGCGAGCUGUUUGAGGUGGGGCUGGGGCGGCUGCACGGCGAUGUGCGGCAGCCGGUGGUGGAGCUGCGGGCGAAGGCCGGAGUGAAGCAGAUGGGGAAGCUGGGGUGCGUGAUCCGCGUGAUCCCGACGUUUGGGCACGAUGCGAUGGCGCUGAAGAGACUGACGCCAGAGCGCAAUCCACGCACACCGGACGCAGCGGACGCCUCGCUGCCGGCAACGCCGCAGUAUAACGCAGUGGUGCUGGGAGAUGCGCUGCUGAUGUGCCCGGACCAGCGCAACGGCGUGGGACGCACGGUGGGAAAUGUGCCGGUGUGCGGAAGCGAGCGCGUCAGCGGGUUUUCGGGCGGGCGCGCGGGGCCGAAGCUGGCGGGUACGAUGAGCGGAUACCAGCUUUCCUUGCUGGGUCAUGACUUCAGCGAAACGCCAGUACAGUUCGGUACAGACGCUGAUCUGAGCGUGUUUGCGGAGCACUACAGCGGAGUAUUUCGGACCGCAUAUGAUCUGAACAGCAAUGGGGCAGACCGGUUCGCGGCAGUGUUCCUGAGCGCAGCAUCCUGUGACUUGGCGGGCAAGUACGACCACGUGUUCCGGGUGACUGUUGAUUUGAGCAACUGGAUGCAGGCACGGCGGCUGCGCGAGCUGGAGUGGGGCAGCCCGGCGGCGGCGGUGCAGCAUCGGCUGGCGUCGUUCCUGGGGGAGGCAAUGGCGAAGCAGGCGCGUGACGCGACCAAGGCGAUGCGCUCGCAGACGUUCUUCAUUGGCGUGGUGGCCGAUGCCAAUGAGGCAAGGCGGCUGGUGGAUCUGGGACCCAGCCCCGACUCUGACGCCGGAUGCGGCCGCGCGCGGGCGGAGCUGCGGCGGUUCCGCGACGGCUCGAUCAGGCUCGCCACGGUGUGGGGCGGGUCGGGUAUGUCGUUUGAGAAGCGCGCGCAGAUUGUGCCGCGCAUGGUCGCGUAUCUGCUGCGGCGGCACUUUGGGGUGCAGGCGGCGGGGCCCGAGAUCCUGCAGGCCGAGGACCUGGCGGUAGUGGACAAGAACCGGCCGAAGAAUGCGGUGGCGGGUGAGGCGACGCUGUUCAGCCUGUCGACGGGUCUGGGGCGGUUUAUGCAGUCGCGUGAUGACGACGAUGGAGUGGCGACGUUUGAGGCAGCAACCACAGCGUUCGAUGCGCUGCAGAAAGAACUGAAGGAGCUGGAGGAUGAGCUGCCGCUGCGGGUGCUACAGCUGCAUGCGGUGUCGCCGGGGCUGCGGUACACGUCGGUGGUGCCGCCGAAGCGCGUGGAUUCAGACGACUCGUACAUUGAGCCACAGCACGUACUGGUGGAGUUCGAGUCAUCAAGCAAGUGGCCAGACGACCUGACGGCGCUGCACAAGAUCAAGGCGGCGUUCCUGAUGCGGCUGAGCGAAUGCUACACGGGACGGCACCCGGAGGCAACGGUCCAGGUGGGAAAUCGGUUCCUGGGCUACGGCGCCUCCGACGGGCUGAUGACAGGCAUGGCGGCUUUGCAUUGCGAGCGCGAGGGGUCGGUGCUGGCGCAGAAGGCCAGCGAGAUGCGCGGAGCGAAGCUGACGGCGCGCGCCGAUGCGCUGGAGCUGGCGCACCGGCGGUGGACCCGCAAUCACGUGUGGCGGGCGGCCCACCACCGCCGCAUGCUGGAUCUGAGCCAGCGCCACCACCCGGCGCUGUCGAUGACGGUGCGGCUGCUGAAGCGCUGGCUGGCGCGCCACAUGCUGCUGGGCCAGGCGGUAGGUAUGGCCGAGGAAGUGGCCGAGCUGGUGGCCGCACGGGCCUUCACCGACGUCUCGGAUGGUCUGCAGCCGCCGGCCACGGGCAGCGCCGGCUUUGUGCGGUGUCUGCGUGUGCUGGCCACGUGGGCGUGGGGCUGCCGAUCUGCUGACCACCGCGAGAACACCGAUGAGGAUGACGAUGAGGAGCCGGCACUGAAGCCGUUGGCGCAGGGUGUGUGGGUGCCUGCGGGCAUGGGUGCCGAGGAGACGGCAGCGCUGCAGCACGAGUUCGAGGCCAAGAAGUUCCGCGCGGGCUGGCGCGUGGCGACCCAGGACGAUCCGUCCGGCUCGUGGUUCGGGCAGGGCUCGGCGGUGCUGGCCCGGCGCAUUGCUGCGCUGGCCAAGGCGUCGCUGGCGUGCGUGCGCCAGGCCUUGGCUACGGGCGACCCGGCUCAGCUGGCCAUGGCGUUCACGACGCCGCUCAGCGACUACGACUUUGUGAUCCGGCUCGACAAGGACAUGGUGAGCCGGCGCUUCGAGCAGCCGCCCAGGGAUGGCGUCAAGGAGGAGAAGGAGGAGGUGUUCAAGAACCUGAAGCCGGCGGAACCGGCGGUGCAUGUGCAUGCGAAUCCGUUCAACCAGCCGGGCAUGGUGGGGUUUGACCCGGUGGCCGAGUAUGUGCGCGACCUGGUCAAUGUGUACCACCGGUCGGCGCUGUUCUUCCAUGAUGUGUAUGGCGGCCACGUGAUUGCCGGGCUCUGGAACCCAGCGGCCGCUCAGCCCGCAGUGCUGAAUCCGCGCGCCCACGCCAACGCCAUGCCGGUCGACCGCAAGCAGGGGCUGGUCGGGCUCAACAAGGACGCAGUUAUGGCCGAGAUCAUCCGCCUGGGCGAGGGCCUGGUGGCCGACGUAGUGCUGCAGCAGGAUUAGGAUUUAUUGCAAUAUACGAAUUGUCACGU
Linderina pennispora is the source of this 3439-nucleotide messenger RNA. RefSeq lists its product as uncharacterized. Lineage: Eukaryota; Fungi; Kickxellomycota; Kickxellomycetes; Kickxellales; Kickxellaceae. Gene Ontology annotation, biological process: rRNA processing; tRNA export from nucleus. The transcript is spliced from 14 exons. The coding region runs from base 57 to 3410 and encodes 1117 amino acids. The record is from RefSeq and is a predicted model, not a curated record. Gene Ontology annotation, cellular component: CURI complex; UTP-C complex; small-subunit processome.